Molecule: messenger RNA, 1021 nt
Organism: Cercocebus atys (sooty mangabey)
Lineage: Eukaryota; Metazoa; Chordata; Mammalia; Primates; Cercopithecidae
Gene: RPL31
Product: ribosomal protein L31
Biological process (GO): cytoplasmic translation
Cellular component (GO): ribosome; cytosolic large ribosomal subunit
Molecular function (GO): structural constituent of ribosome
Source: RefSeq, a predicted model, not a curated record
AUCUCCCUAUCGUGUCAUCUCACAUCUGUCAUUUCUCGGGUCAUAUCCAACCCACUCGGUCACCCAUGCACCGGGACGACGCGACAGGCCUGUGGCUCCACCGCCUUUGACAGCAACGACUGGCAAUCCCGUGCCGGCCCUGCUCGACGCAAGCACCUCCAACGCCGGGCUGCGUCUUAGUGACUCUGGGACCGCCAGCCAGGUACCUCGCUCGACUCAGGCUCAGUCAGUGUUGGUCGGAUGCAUGAAUGAAUGCGGAAAACAAACGAAAGUCUCUCUCCCUGGCCCUGCUCCCAUACAUCUGUAGGCCUGGGUUUUGGUUUUAUCCGAAGACUUAGACACGAGACGCAAGUUCCUUCGCGGAGCCAGACGGACUCCGUCAGAGAGAAGCGGGACUCGAGCUCGCGGCCCAAAGGCGCGGCCCCGCCCCGACGCCCUUUCGCUGUCCCCACUUCGGCGCGCGCCGCUGACGUCACAGCCUCGUCUCUCCCCUUCCCUAGCCACACCCCCUUGCCUGGCGACCCGGAAGUUGUACUUGCAACUGCGGCUUUGCUUCUCCCACAAUACUUCGCGCUCUUCCUUUCCAGCUUGGACCCGGCAGAAUGGCUCCCGCAAAGAAGGGUGGCGAGAAGAAAAAGGGCCGUUCUGCCAUCAACGGGGUGACCCGAGAAUACACCAUCAACAUUCACAAGCGCAUCCAUGGAGUGGGCUUCAAGAAGCGUGCCCCUCGGGCACUCAAAGAGAUUCGGAAAUUUGCCAUGAAGGAGAUGGGAACUCCAGAUGUGCGCAUUGAUACCAGGCUCAACAAAGCUGUCUGGGCCAAAGGAAUAAGGAAUGUCCCAUACCGAAUCCGUGUGCGGCUGUCCAGAAAACGUAAUGAGGAUGAAGAUUCACCGAAUAAGCUCUAUACUUUGGUUACCUACGUACCUGUUACCACUUUCAAAAAUCUACAGACAGUCAAUGUGGAUGAGAACUAAUCGCUGAUCAUCAAAUACAUCAAAUAAAGUUAUAAAAUUGACUU